Molecule: messenger RNA, 2466 nt
Organism: Coniosporium apollinis CBS 100218
Lineage: Eukaryota; Fungi; Ascomycota; Dothideomycetes
Exons: 2
Coding region: 1-2466 (821 amino acids)
Cellular component (GO): vacuolar transporter chaperone complex; fungal-type vacuole membrane
Source: RefSeq, a predicted model, not a curated record
AUGCGCUUCGGCAAAACCCUGCGCAAGUCCAUCUACACGCCCUGGGCGGAUAAAUACAUCGAGUACGACAAGCUGAAAAAGAUUCUACGCGAAGACGAGUCCACCGCGGGAUCCACCAACGACGACGAUGACAAAUGGACUGAGGAAGAUGAGGGCGCGUUUGUCGAGGAGCUCGUGAAUGUGCAGCUGGAGAAGGUUCACGCGUUCCACUCCGAGACGUACCAGAAGCUGCGGGACCGGACGGCGGCGUGCGAGGCGAAGCUUAAUUCUUUAGGGCAGGGGAAGGUUGGGGAUAGCAAUGGGGAUAGCAAUGGGGAUAGUAAUGGGGACAGCAAUGGCGGCAAUGGGGCGGAAGAGAAGAGUAACGAGGAGGAUGAGAAGCAGGAGGGGCGUGAUGAGGACCAGGAAGCUACGCUGAAGGAGGUGCUGCAGGAGCUGGAUAGCAUCACGCGCGAGGUCAACGAGCUGGAGAGAUACGCCCGCAUCAACUAUACCGGCUUUCUAAAAGCAGCCAAGAAGCACGACCGGAAGAGGGGACACGACUACCGGGUCAGGCCUCUGCUGCAGGUGCGGCUGGCGGCGCUGCCGUUCAACAAGGAGGACUACUCGCCACUGCUAUACAGGCUGUCCGGGAUGUACUCGUUUGUGCGGCAGGACCUCGAGCGCGACAAGCCUCAGCCAAGGGGGCUGUCGUUCUCCGACAGCCAGACUGGCGGCGAGGGCUUCACGUCGCACAAGUUCUGGGUGCAUCCGGAGAAUUUGCUCGAGGUCAAGACGGUCAUCUUGCGCCGUCUGCCUGUGUUGGUAUACAACCCGCAGACCUCCAGGAUCGCCGAGGGCACACAGAAAGACCCUACCAUCACGUCCAUCUACUUCGACAAUCCUCGGUUCUCGCUCUACGACGACAAGGUCAACCACAGACCUGACGCCUCGUCUCUGCGGCUCAGAUGGUACGGGCAGCUGGCCGACAAGACAGAGAUCUUCUUCGAGAAGAAGACGAUGAAGGAGGGCGACGCGAGCGAGGAGCAACGCUUCGCCAUCAAAGAGAAGUACAUCCAGCCCUUCAUCCGCGGCGACUACAAGAUGGAAAAGAGCAUUCAAAAGUUACAAGACCGAUCCGGCGACCACGGCGCCAGAGCCGACCAGCUACACAAAUCCGUCGAUUCGAUCCAGUCCUUCAUCAAAGACAACGACCUCCAGCCCGUCGUGCGCGCAAACUAUACCCGCACCGCGUUCCAGAUCCCCGGCGACGACCGCGUCCGCAUCAGCCUCGACACCGACCUCGCGUUGAUCCGCGAAGACGCCAUCGACAAAGACCGCCCCUGCCGCGAUCCCGAAGACUGGCACCGCAGAGACAUCGACGACGCGCAACUAGAGUACCCCUUCACCUCUAUCCGCAAAGGCGAGAUCAACCGCUUCCCCUUCGCUUUACUGGAAAUCAAGAUCAAAGGGCGCAAGAGCUACGAAUGGGUUUCCGACCUCACCUCCUCUCACCUCGUGAAAGAAGCGCCGCGCUUCAGCAAGUUCGUCCACGGCGUCGCCCUCCUCUUCGAGGACCACGUCAACAGCUUCCCCUUCUGGCUGUCGCAGCUCGAAACAGACAUCCGCCGCGACCCGCACGAAGCCUUCGAAGAGGAGCAGGAGCGCAAAGCAAAGGUGGCCGAGGACGAGGUGGCCGUGGGGAGCCUCUUCGGCGCCGGCUCCAAGGAGUCCGCCUCAGCCUUCAAGCACGGCGUCAGUUCUCCCGUCGGCUCGCCGGACCGCCCGUCCCGCAUGGACGCCCGCCUCCAGCGCCGCGCGACGGCCGAGAUGACGCGCCGAGCGAGCCAGGCCUACGUCGGCGACGCCUCGGGCAAGGAGGCCGUCGUCGACGAGGAGGACUCGGAUGACGACGGCCAGCAGGCUGAUCGCGACGCCGCGAACACGACCAUGAGCACCGGAGGCUUCCGCAGCCUGUUCCCCUCGUUCUCGACCUCGAAAUACGCGCGCGCGCACCGCGAGCGCCGCGCCAAUCUCCCCGCGGGCGUCAAGGACCCGGGCCUCUGGAUCAAAGACCAAGGCCCAGUCAAAGUCGAGGCCAAGGUCUGGCUCGCGAACCAGCGGACGUUUAUCAAGUGGCAGCACGUAAGCGUGCUGCUGGCGAGCUUGAGCCUGGGGCUGUAUAAUGCCGCCGGGGAGACGAACGGGGUUGCGAGGAGUCUCGCGGUCGUGUAUACGGCCAUUGCGGCGUUUGCGGGCUGUUGGGGGUGGGGGGUGUAUAUUUGGAGGAGUAGGAUGAUUGAGCGGCGCAGUGGGAGGGACUUUGACAAUGCGCUGGGCCCGGUGGUGGUGUGUUUGGGGCUUGUGGUCGCGUUGUGUUUGAAUUUUGGGUUCAAGUAUCGUGCGGCGAUGCAGGAGAGGUCGAGACAGCAUGAAGGCAUGGGGAAUGCCACGUACCCGUACAGCUAUGGUGUGGGCGAGCUCUAG